Molecule: messenger RNA, 1200 nt
Organism: Morchella importuna
Lineage: Eukaryota; Fungi; Ascomycota; Pezizomycetes; Pezizales; Morchellaceae
Exons: 4
Coding region: 1-1200 (399 amino acids)
Biological process (GO): protein N-linked glycosylation; protein O-linked glycosylation; cell wall mannoprotein biosynthetic process
Cellular component (GO): Golgi apparatus; membrane
Molecular function (GO): alpha-1,2-mannosyltransferase activity
Source: RefSeq, a predicted model, not a curated record
AUGGUCGUCACGCAAUCCAAAGGGAUUGCCCGGAUUGUGCUUUCUCUGGCCGCUCUCUCCGCACUGCUGAUAGUCUUCUACAACUACUCGACCGCCAUCCCCGGUGCCUCUUCUCUCCUCCCUACUGGCGACAAAUUCGUACGACCAAAGACCGGAGGUUCACUGAAAGGAAUAGACCCGCUUCUCAAUCCCGAAAAGGGGCCUCCAGGGAAACUAUGGGCCCCCGGCGAGACGAACCGAACAUCCGCGACGUUGCUGUCGCUGGUAAGGAACAACGAGUUAGAGGGUAUGAUCAGCGCCAUGAGGGACCUGGAACGCACCUUUAAUCACAAAUUUAAUUACCCGUGGACAUUCUUCAACGACGAGCCCUUCUCGGCGGAGUUCAAGGAGCGGACAAGGAAAGAGACAAAGGCAGAGGUUCGAUAUGAGAUUAUUCCCAAGGAGCAUUGGGAGAUCCCAUCAUGGAUUAGCAAGGAUUUGAUGAAGGAGUCUGCCGAGAUCUUGACCGAGAAGAAGGUCCAAUACUCAAAGCUCGAGAGUUACCACCAAAUGUGCCGCUGGAACUCUGGGAAAUUCUACGAGCACCCCGCUCUUGCUGAUGUCCGGUGGUACUGGCGUGUUGAGCCCAAAGUCCACUUCUUCUGUGACGUUGACUACGAUGUCUUCCGUUACAUGGAGGACAACGAUAAGACCUACGGCUUUGUCAUCAACAUCUACGACUCCCCCGAAUCCAUUGAAACACUCUGGCCCCAGACUCUCGAGUUCAUUGCAGAACAUCCCGAGUAUAUCCACCCCAACAAUGCUCUCAAGUGGCUCACAGACUCGAAGAACCGUCCCAACCACAACCACAAAGCAAAUGGAUACUCGACAUGCCAUUUCUGGAGCAAUUUUGAGAUUGCCGAUAUGAACUUCUGGCGAAGCAAGAAAUACAAGGACUACUUUGACCACCUUGACCGCGCUGGUGGCUUUUUCUAUGAGCGAUGGGGUGAUGCCCCAGUCCACAGUAUUGCCUUGGGUCUUUUUGAAGACAAGAGCAAAAUCCAUUGGUUCCGUGACAUUGGCUACCAACACAUCCCCUACUUCAACUGCCCCUCAUCACCAAAGUGCCGCGGCUGCGUAGCGGGCCGCUUCACAGACGGUACAGGCCUUGACCAAGAGGACUGCAGAGCAAACUGGUUCGAAUUUGCGCAUAUGGAUUAA